Molecule: messenger RNA, 681 nt
Organism: Parathielavia appendiculata
Lineage: Eukaryota; Fungi; Ascomycota; Sordariomycetes; Sordariales; Chaetomiaceae
Exons: 2
Coding region: 1-681 (226 amino acids)
Biological process (GO): ribosomal large subunit biogenesis
Cellular component (GO): nucleolus
Source: RefSeq, a predicted model, not a curated record
AUGCGUGUCGAAAAUUGCUUCUUCUGCGGGAGGCCCGCUUGGCCCAGCAAGGGCAUCACAUUCAUGAGAAAUGACGGCAAAUCCUUCCGGUUCUGUCGUUCCAAAUGCCACAAGAACUUCAAGAUGAAGCGUAACCCGCGGAAGCUCAAGUGGACCAAGGCGUACCGCAAGAACGCGGGCAAGGAGAUGGUGGUGGACAGCACGCUGCAGUUCGCCGCACGGCGCAACGUGCCCGUGCGCUACGACCGCGAGCUCUUCGCCAAAACGCUCAAGGCCAUGGAGCGCAUCAGCGAGAUCCGCGCCCGCCGCGAGCGCGUCUUCUACAAGAAGCGCAUGGCUGGGAAGCGCGCCCGCGAGCUCGCCGCCGCCCGCAAGCUCGUUGAGCAGAACGAGCACCUGCUCCCGCGCCUGCGCGCAAGCACCAAAAAGGAGCUGGAGGCCAAGGCCGCCGAGAUGGGCGUCGAGGUGGAGGAGCUCGAGCGCGAGGAGCUCGCCAAGCUGCGGAGCAGCAAGAAGACAAAGGUGUUUGGCCGCGAGGUGGUCAGGCAAAGGGUACGGACGGACGGUGGCGUCGAGGAGAUUCCUGGGUCCGGGGAGGGUCAUAUGCACGGGGACGGACAUGACUGGGAAAACAACGACGACGACGACGACGACGACGACGACGAAAUGGAUACCGAUUGA